CACCAUACAAAUUCAUGCUUCCAAUUCCUGCGCGGCUGUUUCGUCCAACGCAGUAAAAGUUGUCGAAGGCUCCAUAUUCCCCUUUUUCCGGAGACCACCAAGAGCGAUGGCCGCGCUGCCCGACCGCCUCCGCUGCGAGUUCCAGUCCUGCGCCAUCUGCGGCCAGCUCUUCGGCCCGAGCUACUGGCGGAACAACAAGCCCGACGGCCAAAAGGUGCUGCGAUGCUUCCCGCACUGCUGCCCGCAGCACACGAACCGCCGAAGCUGCGGCACGCACCUCGUCGUACACGUCCAUGGCGAGAUGACGACCGGCGAGCAGUCGUCGCUCGAGUCGUACUCGCGCUUCGAGUGCUCGACCGACACGGGCCUCGUGCCCGGCGACCGCAUCGAGCACGCGACGAUCCAGCAAGGCUUGCGCCGCCAAGGCAACUUGCUCGGCGAGUGGAUCCAGAACCACCCGGACCUCAAGGCCCAAAAUCCCAUGAUUUACGUCGUCAACCGCAAUGCGCUCCAGGACGAGUGGCACUACAACUGGAAGGGCAGCGCGAGCAAGAUCCUGCGCCAGACGUCGCAUGUCCUCAAGUCGUACAUUUUCCAAAACGUCCAAGACUCCAUCUCGCAGCGCUACUUGGUCGUGGUCGGCUGUGCCAUCUCGACGCCGUUCACACUCGCCUCGUUUCGCCGGUCCAUCCAGCCCGAGGUGACCGAAGGUACAAGGCGCUGCUUUCGCGUCUGCUAA
Saprolegnia parasitica CBS 223.65 is the source of this 739-nucleotide messenger RNA. RefSeq lists its product as hypothetical. Bases 107 to 739 code for a protein of 210 amino acids. The record is from RefSeq and is a predicted model, not a curated record. NCBI's taxonomy places the organism in Eukaryota, Oomycota, Saprolegniomycetes, Saprolegniales, Saprolegniaceae. The transcript has 5 exons.